AUGGGUCCUGAAUCGCCCUGCAAACAGGAGUCUUCAGAUGAAGAUUUUGUUGAAGAAGACGAAGAAGAAGAGGAGGAAGAGGAAGAAGACUCCAGUGAAGAAUCCACGGAUGAAGAGCAUGAUCAAGAAUCAAACAAAUGCUGUGUUGUCAAAGAAGAAGAAGAAGAGGAGGAUGGGCUUUCACAGAAGCCAAGAUCCUGCGGCGUCAUUUUCGAUGCCACACAGGAGAACGCCCGUAUGAAUGCAGUGAGUGUGCAAAGUGCUUCUCUCGCUCAGAAGGACUCCGAAGACAUAUGA
Molecule: messenger RNA, 297 nt
Organism: Knipowitschia caucasica
Lineage: Eukaryota; Metazoa; Chordata; Actinopteri; Gobiiformes; Gobiidae
Source: the annotation of a GenBank genome assembly